CCUCUACACGUCCUCGUUCGCCGAUAUCAGUUCAUCUCUCACAAUGGCAACUGACGUGGCCUUCGACACGAGCAUGGGCUCGUUCACCGUCGAGCUCUACAAUGCGCAUGCGCCGAAGACGUGUAAGAACUUCGCAACCCUUGCGCAGAGAGGAUACUACAACGACGUCAUUUUCCACCGCAUCAUUCCCAACUUCAUGGUUCAGACGGGCGACCCUACCGGCACGGGACGAGGAGGAAGCUCUAUCUACGGAGAGAAGUUCGAGGACGAAAUUAACCCCAAUCUGAAGCAUACUGGCGCUGGGAUUCUCAGCAUGGCGAAUAGCGGACCCAAUACCAAUGGCAGCCAGUUCUUCAUUACGCUUGCGCCAACGCCGUGGCUGGAUGGGAAGCAUACUAUCUUUGGUCGCGUCAAGAGCGGUAUGAGGGUCAUCCAGCGCAUGGGUCUCGUGAAGACGAAUGGGGAGGACAGACCGAUGGAUGAGGUCAAGAUCAUCCGCGCCAGAGUCGUGGAAGAGGGUACGGACGAGUGAGAUGGUCUGUGAUAGAGAUGGAUUGCUGCGGGCAAAUUUCGACGGAGAGCUACAUCGGGCCAACCCAGCGACAUGCACUUGUCACCGCGACACAGAACAGUGAAUGUUGGUCAUUUGGGGGCCAGGAUGGCCAUUGACGCUUACAAGGCACCGUGCAUCGGCUGCCUUGCUAUUGGGAACGUCGAAUGGCACUGACAGCCACGGUUCUUGCCGAUCCAGCAAAGCCCGGCUCAAUGGAUGAGCUACGGAAGCUAUGCUUUACUAUCUGCAGAUUAGGGUAGACAUACGCUCAUAGAACUUGCAGACAGAUUUAGAAAAGUGG
Molecule: messenger RNA, 854 nt
Organism: Aspergillus homomorphus CBS 101889
Lineage: Eukaryota; Fungi; Ascomycota; Eurotiomycetes; Eurotiales; Aspergillaceae
Gene: cyp1
Product: putative peptidyl prolyl cis-trans isomerase (CypC)
Exons: 3
Coding region: 44-532 (162 amino acids)
Biological process (GO): protein peptidyl-prolyl isomerization; protein folding
Cellular component (GO): catalytic step 2 spliceosome
Molecular function (GO): peptidyl-prolyl cis-trans isomerase activity
Source: RefSeq, a predicted model, not a curated record